Molecule: messenger RNA, 897 nt
Organism: Plasmodium vivax (malaria parasite P. vivax)
Lineage: Eukaryota; Apicomplexa; Aconoidasida; Haemosporida; Plasmodiidae
Exons: 2
Coding region: 1-897 (298 amino acids)
Source: RefSeq, a predicted model, not a curated record
AUGAUGAACGGGCAGCGCGAGGAGGCCCGGCUGCAGCGGCUGCUGGGCAGGCUGAAGGGCCAGGGGAUGUUCGACGAGCUGCAGGAAAACACGGUGGACAAAAAUGUGGUGAAAAAAAUAGCCAUUCUGUAUGACUUGUUCAGGCGAAUAAACGAGGGGAACAACGGAGGCACAUUCGGGAGCGGCGACUCAAACUUCGUAUACACAAGUGACAUUAAACAUGCAUUAAAAUACGACGACUUCGUGCGGGUGAGAUUUCACAUCAUCCCAGUGGAAAGAAAAAAAGGAAUGCUCAAAUUGGAAGAGGAGGAAAAAAAUUACCACUUCAUUGAAAAUAUAAAUAAUAUAGUGAGUAACAUGUACAAUCCUUCCAGCUACGACCAGUUUUUAAAUAACCGAGUGGAGGAGGACAAGGAGAAAUUAAAGUGCAUGAUGAAAUGCCUUAACGAAAUUGAGUCUGCGUACAUUUACAGGUACCGCAGUGAUAAUAACAUCAAAUUGACGUUUGAGGUCUUCUGCCACAACUUUUACCCUUUUUUGUCCUACGAUUAUAAGAGGAAGUCGUGCAUAAAAAAUUUUGUGAACAAAUACAGCAAUAAUAUGCUCCACAUAAACUCGAUGGGGACUGUCAUGCACCCCUCCGCAGACCCGUAUGAGAGAGACAGCCUGGAGAAAUUGAAGCCCUUCAUCUUGGAGUCCCUCGAGAUGGUCAAGGAGCUACACAGCGCGGGGGAGGGGAGGCAGCUCCCCUUUUUUGGCGGGGCCCAGCUGGACAACGACUUCUUCGUUAAGAACACCCACUACGAGGACGACAUGCGGCGCCUCAUUCGCAUGGAGCGCGCGGCCAACGAGUACCGCCGCCUGCGCGCGGGCCUGGCCAAGCGGUUGGGCGGUUGA